AUGUCAGGUACUACUCUCACUCCCAACGUUGAUGAAGGCUUGAAAUCCAACCCCACCGUGCACAUCAAAUUGAAGAAGGUUGAAAUGUUUGAUGACAUUAGUGAAUUGCCUGACUGUAUCAUAUCUUACAUCUUCACAAAGUUAACCAUCAAAGAUUUGUUGAAAACUAGUAUACUCUCUAAAAAGUGGUGCAAACUUUGGACUUUAAGGAGAGAGCUUUACUUUGAUAUCUUCAAUGUCUUUGAAUAUACCGAACAACAACUACUACAAAAGGGGUAUCUUAUUGAUGUCACUGUCCAUAGUACUUAUAGUUCUACCGUGGAGAGAAUGCUCAAUUUGGAUAUUAGUAGAGAUCCAUUUGUAAAACGAGUUGAUCAAUUUCUCAAGCAUUCUCAUGCCACAAUUAUUGAUUCUUUCUUGGUCAACUUCUAUUUAGAUUCUCAACAACAAAGCAUCAUUGAUGAAUGGAUACGUUUUGUAAUUGCAAGAGGAAUUGGAAGAAUGGAAUUACUCUUUUGUGGAAGCCCUUACACACCUCGCAACCUGCCUCGCAAACCUUAUAAAUUUCCCUUCCAUUUAUUUCCAGAGACUAAUGCUUCAACUCUAAAGCAUUUGCGUCUUGAAUAUUGUCUUGUUUCCAUUCCCCCCAACUGCAAUUUUAUUCCAUUCAAAAAUUUGAGUUUCCUUUCACUUAAAAGGGUAAAAGUGGAUGGAGUUUUUAUUCAUAGUUUAACACAACUUGAAGAGCUUCACUUAAUUCAAUGUGAGCUCAAAUCAUUAACACUAAAGAUAGUGAGUUCUUCCUUACGUCAUCUCAAAGUUUCAUUAUGCUAUCUCCUAUACGGCAACUUCCAAAAGGAUGUAAACCUGAUUUCACUAGAUUGCCUUAAACUAAUUUCAUUCGACUACGAUGGACAUUGUUCGGCUAACACGAACUUUAAUACGCCUAUGUUGAACAACAUUCAGCUCUCUGUUAUGUGUAGUGAACAACGUCUUAAUGCAUUCAGACUCUUGGCAACUCUUCCUAAACUUGAGAUUCUGCAAUUAGAUCUUUAUUCAAUGGUACCAACUUCCCUAAAAAUAACUCACCUACUCGAACAUCUCAAGGAGUUGAACUUGAUUUUUAUCUGGCCACUCCGCAACCCACGAAAAUUAGAGUUUGAUCUUUCAGGGAUCUUAACCAUCCUACAAGCUUCUCCACUUUUACAAAAACUUUCAGUCAUGCUCACAUAUCCUGAGAUUAUUGAAGAUCAAAAAGUUGUUAGGGAUGUUGAUGCGUUCUCUCAUGAGGAGGUCAAAGUUAUUGAAUUGAGAGGUUGUGUUGGCAAUUGGUAUGAAAUUGAGUUUGCUAUGAAUGUUAUCAAAUAUGCCAACAAACUUGAGCGAAUAGUUUUGAGUCCAUAUUGGAGAGAUAUUGUUGAAUCCUUGGACUGGAGUUCUGAUCUUGCAUGGUUUCAAAAUGGGCGUCAAAGGAUUACUGAAAAGUUUCAAACUGAAGAACUAGUUGGAAGAGAAAAACUAGUGCUCAUAUAA
Vicia faba (fava bean) is the source of this 1533-nucleotide messenger RNA. The record is from the annotation of a GenBank genome assembly. NCBI's taxonomy places the organism in Eukaryota, Viridiplantae, Streptophyta, Magnoliopsida, Fabales, Fabaceae.